AUUUUUAGUUUCCACGUUAUCGUUCUAUUAUUUAGUAAUCUUCUUAAUUCAUUCUUGAUAGAGUGCGGCCUGAAACUUUGCAGGUUGGAUAGCAUUUAGUCGAUUGCACUAGUUGAGUUGUCUACUGUUGAUAUAGGCGAAGUACCGGGGUUAAUAACAUGGGUUUGAAGAUGGUAUUUCGGACUGCUAAAUUACGUGUUAUUUUAUGUGUGCUAUUUAUUUUUGAACACAUUGCCGUUGGAAAUGGAGAAGUUUUGAGGCCAAGAGGAGUUUCUCUUUCAAAGAAAAUAUUUUAUGAUCCACGCAAAGAAUUUACCUGCUUAGAUGGUUCUGGAACAGUUCCUUUUAGUUUUGUAAAUGACGACUAUUGUGAUUGUGAAGAUGGAUCUGAUGAACCUGGUGAGUUAUGUGUGUUAUUAAUUCUUCCAUAUGUUGUUGAAAAUGGUGUCAUUUUGUGUUUUUCAUAUAAAUUUACUGAUGUUUGGUUUCAA
Messenger RNA from Limulus polyphemus (Atlantic horseshoe crab), 491 nucleotides. RefSeq lists its product as uncharacterized. Gene Ontology annotation, cellular component: glucosidase II complex. The record is from RefSeq and is a predicted model, not a curated record. Gene Ontology annotation, molecular function: protein binding. The annotation marks the transcript as partial. Gene Ontology annotation, biological process: N-glycan processing. Lineage: Eukaryota; Metazoa; Arthropoda; Merostomata; Xiphosura; Limulidae. The transcript is spliced from 2 exons.